GAGCAGGCAAUACAGGACAAACUUCAAACUCUGUCACAGAGCUGUGAAAGCUACAUGAGUCCAGAUGUUGCUUCGGGUAAAGAGAUGAGUGACAGCUUUGAAGGAGCAAUAGGAAGUGGAAAACAAGAAGGAAAGUCUUCAAAGAAACAUAAGAAAUCUACACGCACUCGUUCACGCCAGGAGAAGUCCAGCAGACCAAAGCUGACCAUAUUAAAUGUUUGUAACACAGGGGAUAAGAUGGUGGAGUGCCAGCUUGAAACACACAAUCACAAAAUGGUGACUUUUAAGUUUGAUUUGGAUGGUGAUGCGCCAGAGGAAAUUGCUACUUACAUGGUAGAGAAUGAAUUCAUAUUGCAGAGUGAAAAAGAGACAUUUAUUGAACAAAUGAAAGAUAUUAUUGAUAAAGCAGAAGAUAUGCUCAGUGAAGAUACAGAAGGAGAACGAAGUUCUGACCAGGGAACAAGUCCCCAACAAGAUACUGAUAGACUGGAAAUGAACGCGGAGAAGCGUCAGUCACAAAUGAAGACACCCAUGUAUCAACAAAAUGUUUUACAUACUGGAAAAAGGUGGUUUAUUAUAUGUCCUGUUGUGGAAAACCCUACUACUGAUGCACCAGAAUUUUCUCCACCGGUACCUCAGAGUACACAGCAGUCUGAUGGUCCAGACCUGGAGCAGUCGGAUGAUCAGCAAGCAAGCUCUGUGGUAACAGAUCCGCCUGCUGUCUUAGCUGGUCAGCAGCUUCCCCUACAAGCAGGUGUAUGUGACAGCCCCAUCGGAGCCUCUCCAUCUUUGGCACAAGUUCCUGCUGCAGCAUCUUCUGCUGGCUUACCGAGCCAGGCAGAGUUUUCAGCUCCAGCACUACUGGGAUCUGCUCCAAAUAUCCUAGAGCAUGUGGCUGCUAACGGAAGUCAGCUGGAGUAUUCACCACUGAAGGCAGCAAUGCCCGCUCAGCCGGGCACUCCUGCCCCCCAUGCCGCCUUGCUGGAGGAGCCUUCUGAUGCUCUCCUUGCUCCUCAGCACCUUCAGCCGCAGGCUGACGAGGGCUCGUGUGUCCCUGAUGUGGAGAUAGCGUGUUGCAGUGUCGGGCCACACAAGUCAGUCCCAGCAGCUCCUACAAAGCCGGCAGAGAUCUGCCCGCUCCCCAUGCUCCCAGACGCCGUUGUUUUGGAGCGGCAGCCUGCAGCGCAGGUCCCUCACCUGUCGGAGGCCAGCCAGACUGGUAUGGUGCAGCACCCCUUCGUGAACCAAGCGUUCCCUACAGCCACUGCAUCUGAUCCUCUUGGUCUGGCAGGGUCUCAACUCCAGAGCCCUACUCACGUGCCAGUGGCUGCAUCCCAGCAGCACGCAAUGCUGUCCCAGGCACAGCCCAUAGCCUGCGCCAGCGUGGGGAUCAGCCUGUUGCAACAGCAGCAGCCAAGCACCGCUGAGUCCGAUGGAGAGGGACCACCCAGGGUAGACUUCGUUGACAACACAAUAAAAAGCCUUGAUGAGAAAUUGCGCAAUUUACUUUACCAGGAAUACGUUCCUACUUCUUCUGCAUCAGCAGGGACUCCAGAUACCUCCGUCCCAUUAGAACAGGGUGACAGUGAAUUUAACUUGCCACCUUUUCCUGAAGAUCAAGUUCCCAUGUUGGCAUUGGAUUUGAGAGAACCAGGCCAUAAUAUUGCAGAUACCAGCCAGGAGAUGAAAGCUGCUGCUGAGGCCCAGUCGGUGCCACUCAUACCAUCUGAGAUCUCACCCUACCCAAUACUGUUUGAAAAGUCGGAGGUCACCGGUAUCAGUGCUCAUUCCUCAGAAGCAAGAGGUGGGUCAGCAAGCAGGAAAGGUUCAGCUGCAAGCAUCACUUCAGCUCCUGUUGCUACAACAAAAGGCCUCCUUCAGGUUGCACCUACAUCAUCAAGCAUAACUAAACAGAUGGAAAAUUCUAAAAGAAGCGAGAAGGCAAAGACUAUGACUUUGUCUGCACACACAGAUAAUGUAACACAGAUAUCUACAGCAGAUGGGGUGAUAAAUAACCUUCAAAGGGAUGACUCUCUAGACUCUGGUUCCUAUGGAAAACAGGCUGAAACUCAUGACAGCGGUACACCAGCCAAAACUAUUGGCAGGUUUUCAGUAAUCAGCACGCAAGAUGAAUUAACUUUAACAGCGCCGCACUCCUUAAGGUUCUCGGCACCCCCGGAUGUCUAUUUGGAUGAGCUACCUUCCAGCCCUGAUCUGAAGACAGCUGUCCGACGGGUGCAGACAGCUUCUUCUGUCGAUGUCCUCUGUGACCAGGGUUCGAGUGAUUCUGCUGAUGAGCCUUUCCAUUGUCAGUCAGCUGCUGCUGCCCAACUGUCCCCCCCAAGCAGUAGUGCAGCCACUGACUUAAUUAAAAAAGCAGCUGCUUUUCUGCAAAGAUCUGGCAAAGCUAGUUCGCCAGGCCUCGAUUCACCUAACGGGCAAGGAACAAAAAUUCCUACCAUCAACAUAACAUCUUUCCACUCACAGUCGUCAUACAUGAGCAGCGACAAUGACUCGGAAUUUGAAGACGCAGAUAUGAAGAAAGAAUUGCAGAACCUGAGAGAAAAGCAUAUGAAAGAAAUUGCUGAACUUCAGACUCAGCAGAAGAAUGAGAUAGAGGCACUGUAUAUUCGGUUAGGGAAACCCCUUCCUCCCAACCUGGGGUUCCUUCACUCAGCCCCUCCAAGCAGCCGUCGCCGAAGAACCAGCAAAAAUAAAUUGAAAGGUGGAAAACUAUUAAACCCUCUGGUCCAGCAGCUCAGGAGUGGAACAUCAAGCACAAGUAAUCUUUCAGACUCUAAAGACUCACCCCACAAAGAACCAACUAAAACUCGGCCUGAAUCUCCGGAAGCAGCAGCAGUAACUUCCCCUGCAUCAGCCACCUUUGGGAAGGCUGUUCAGACACAGCAGCCAUGCUCUGUCAAAGCCUCUUUGUCUUCUGACAUCUGCUCCGGCUUAGGCCCUGAAGGAGGUGAUGUGAACACAAGCUCUGGCCAAGGCUGGACGGUUUUCCACCAAACGUCUGAGAGAGUGACCUAUAAAUCUAGUAGCAAACCUCGUACCAGAUUCCUCAGUGGACCUGUGUCUUUGUCCAUCUGGUCCACCUUGAAACGACUAUGUCUAGGCAAAGAUCACAGUAGUAGAUCCUCAACAAACAGUCUUGUAAUGUGUCCUGAGCCGCUCCCGCAAUCAACCCUGCAGGUUCAGGCCAACAACAGUAACAACAAGAAAGGGACGUUCACAGAUGAUCUUCACAAGCUGGUUGACCAGUGGACAAGCAAAACUGUUGGAGCUGCACAGACAAAACCUUCUUUAAACCAACUGAAGCAGAACCAAAAAAGGCAAGACAUGGAGCCAAAGGCUAAUCCCAUGCAAACACAGAAUGAGACAUGUGGA
Molecule: messenger RNA, 3396 nt
Organism: Pelecanus crispus (Dalmatian pelican)
Lineage: Eukaryota; Metazoa; Chordata; Aves; Pelecaniformes; Pelecanidae
Source: RefSeq, a predicted model, not a curated record